Nipponia nippon (crested ibis) is the source of this 1821-nucleotide messenger RNA. NCBI's taxonomy places the organism in Eukaryota, Metazoa, Chordata, Aves, Pelecaniformes, Threskiornithidae. The record is from RefSeq and is a predicted model, not a curated record.
AUGGCGGAGUCUCAGCAGAGCCAGGAGGCCAGCGCAGGGGGCACUCAGAGCCCAAAAGCUGACUCUGUUGGUUUUGAGGAUGACCAUGAUCAGACUGCACAAGAAACACCAGUGCCAGAGAAUGAAGCUCUUUCUCCCACACGCGUCACAGACAGGAUAUUUUUCAUCGAUUUAGCCAACAAGCAACUGCGAACCAUCUCGUCAGGGGUCUUGAGUCUAGAAUAUCUGGAAGAGCUGCACAUGGAAAAGAACCUGAUCGUAAGCAUCCCCAGAGACAUCAAUCGCCUGAGGCACAUGAAGGUCCUCUACUUGGAUCAGAAUCACAUACAGGACAUAUGUGAAGAACUCGGGGAGCUGAAAUGUCUUCUGAGCUUAGAUUUAAGUAACAAUCCCCUCUCUUGUAGUUCACUGCCAGUUAUCAGCAAGUUGCAGUCCCUUCGUCAGCUCAGGUUCUAUAAAACAAACUUGCAUGAAAUCCCAGUGCAGAUCUGUGAAUACCUGCAUCAUGUUGAACUGCUUGGCCUUUCUGACAAUAAUCUCAAGUGUCUGCCUAAAGAAAUAGUGAACCUGACAAAACUCAAGGAAAUUUACCUCCAGAAAAAUAGAUUUAAAAGUUUUCCCAAGGAGCUUUGUCAGAUUGCUAAUUUAGAAAUAAUAGAUCUGGAACAAAACCUAAUCGGUUUCAUCCCAGAAGAGAUAGGCUUUUUGACAAACUUAGUUAAGCUAUUUUUAGCUUUUAAUAACUUAUCCUCCAUUCCUCCUACACUGCAACACUGCCAGAAGCUGGCUGUGCUGGAUCUGUCUCAUAAUCUCCUGCACAAGCUUCCCCCAGAUUUGAAGAAUCUCACCGAAAUGAGAGUACUCAGACUGUCCGCCAACAGCCUGGAGAAGUUCCCACGUCAGAUCUGCUGCUGGCCGUCCCUUUCCCGUGUUUAUCUGAGGAACACCGGACUGCGCACAGUACCCAGGUCUUUCACCAGAUUAACCAGUGUCAGGAUACUAGAUCUGAGUGAAAAUUGCUUUGAUGAGAUUCCUAAGAAUAUGAAAAAUCUGGAAGUAUGGGCCCUGGAUGGCAAUCAGAUACAGAAGAUACCUGAGGAGGUGAAAGAACUGACAAAUUUGAAAUGCCUUAGCCUGUCUGAAAACCAAUUCAGUAUCUUUCCAAAUGCAGUCUUUCUCCUGGAGCCAUUAGAGAGAUUAUACCUGGGACAAGAAAAAGGAAUUAAAUUCACAAGUCUGCCAGUAGACAUCAGCAAAUUGCAGAAUCUGAAAGAACUGCAUAUAGAGAAUAAUUGUCUGGAGUACCUGCCCGCAGCCACCGGCUCAUUGACCCACUUGAAAAUACUCGACUGUCGCAACAAUCUCCUUAAACAGCUCCCAGACUCUGUAUGCCAAAUACAAGGUUUGCAAAAACUGCUUGUUCAGAACAACCACCUGUCCCGGCUGCCGGAGGAUCUGGACAGUCUUCAGCAGCUGGAGCUGGUCCUUGUGGAUGGGAACCCUAUGAGACCCCCAAUUGAAAUGUGCUGUCAGGGGACAUCUGCCAUCUGGGAAUACUUAAGGGAAAAAAGGUAUAAAAAGGCCAUGAACUUAACGACAGGGGUGUUAAGAAAGCCAGCACAAUACACAUACAAAGCUGUGGUUUUAGUAAUAGAUACUUUGCAGAACAACCUACGGGGCACUCGAUGCAACAUCAAAAAUGUCUUAAAGCACUGCUUCCAUCAGCUAUGGCAGCGCAGUACUUCUGUCACUGAUCACGUUAAGAAAGGAAAAGGAAAGGGAAAAGAGAAGCCUGUAAAAGGAUCAGAAGCCAAAAAGUGA